GCCGUGCGGACAUGGUGAUUUUUAACCUGACGAAGAGUACGAUGCAACGUGAAACUGCGUGAAGAAGCAACGCGUGGUGCAGGUGCAACGGAUCUGUGCAGUGUUUUGUUAGCAAUCGUUAUUAUUGAUCUGCGAUUUGUGUUAACUUACAUUUGCGGGAAAAGCUUCGGUGAUCGAGUGUUUAUGAGCUUUUUUUUUUAGGAUAGUGAAUAUUUCUCUACCAAAGUUGUUGUUUCAUUUGUUUUAUUCGGUGACCUAGUAUUUGUAUCCGGUGAAAGGAUCGGUUGGUUGGUUGAUCGGUAGUGCAUAAGAAGCGUGAGGGUGAAAGAAACCCAAAAAAAGCCAGCAAAAAUAAAUUGAUCGAACAUCGAGCGUGCGAAGAGAGGAGGUGUUCAAGGAUUUCGAGCUUAGAGCUUUCGGACGGGACCGUGUUUUUUCUCCCUUCUUUCCGGAGGUUGCUUACAGUGUGCGCCAGUGUCCAGAAAAUAGAUGAACGGCCAUUAAAGGGGCUGCGUUCGGAUAUAUAGAUGCGAGAUGAAGUGGAACGACCGUAAAAUAACGACCUUGCUGUCGUUAUUUAUCAUCACUAGCUUAUGGACGCUCAGCGAGGCUUACCGGGGAUCCGUCCGAUUUACAUCGGGCAGCCAAAGCGUUGAGUCACAGAAUGUACGCGAAUUAUCGUCAUCUUCCGGCGAAGAACCCGCGACAGCACCGAGAGCGCGUUCUGUUCGAAGGCGCCCAACAUCCACAGCCACCACUCUACCGGUGGAAUCUUUCACGAAAGCCACCGGCAAAGAGCGAAGACGUGGCUUUCGAGAUGAAUCCACAACACCGUCAACCAGUGUCGACAAUGUGGAUGUACUGGGAUCAUCCAGUCGCACGGCUGGUGUGAAUCCACGCCCGAAGCAAAACAGUGCUUUCUCGUUGCGGUCUGAAAUUAUCGCACAAAAUGCGUUCGAAAGACGUAUUGAUAGUGGCGGAGAGCAAGCAAAGGAAAACCUUCCUGCGUCCAGACGUCGAGGCAAGAGCAGAAAUUUGGAAUCAGAACCACUAGCCACCGUUUCAAGUAGCGACGUAGCAAGCGAGCGGGGACAAACGAAACGAGUCAAUGCGUUAACAACUUUAAGCCCGAACCAUUCGAAUGAAGUGCUGCGGGAAGAAUUAAGAGCCCCGGCCCAGCGUUUUAGCUUGCGCGGAGCAACAAAAGGGUCGAACCCGGCUGCUGCAGCGGCCAGGCGCGAUGAGGGCUCUUCGGAGGAAAACUAUCCCGAACCGUUUAAGCAGCUAUUGAAAGCGCAGCUUAAUGAUGAUAAAUUGAAGACAGUGUACGUGAAAAAUUUGGAAACAACCGCUACCAAGAAGCUGCCCGAGCGUAGAAAAAUCCAAUCGGCAACCGUCGCCAGCACGCCGGUCCCAUCAACGGCGGAACCCUCUGUCACUGCUAACAAAUCUAAUCAAGAUGGUGCUGCUCGACGCGUGCAACAACCGAAGCGACCCGUCAUAAGGGAAAACAAAUUUCAACAGCAGCGUACCACCGUGGCGUUACCGAAAUACAGCGAAGAGACGGUUAGAAGUUCGCAGUUUUCCGAAACGAACAAUACCUCCUCUGAGACCGUUCUGCAAACGGUGCGUUCCAGCAGCAAAAGCGGCAGCUCGUCCGAAACGUCCGCCGAGCAGCUUUUGUCCGUACGGCAGCUUAGCGUACGCGCACGGUACAGCGAACGAAAGGAACAAUCAUCGAAGGAGAGAUUUAGCAAUGCGGCGAAAGCUUCGACAGAGGUUGAGGAGAUCAAACCGACCACCGGCCCAAGUGUCCGACGGGGUGUGAUCGAAGCAAGGAAGCGGGUCGCAAAUCCAGUCGACCGUCAGCAAUCCCGUGGCGCUGUUCGGGUGUUAAGUACGACUACGCCAGGACCAACGACAACGGUGAAGUUGAUCACGCCCCGACCCGUUCGAACGUACACGCGAAAACAGAACACCUUGAGCUAUCUUACCUCGACUACCACCGAGGCGACCACCACGACACGGAAACCAUUUUCACCUGCUCCGCGGGCAGGAUCUCUGACGCAGCGAAAGAGCCCGGAAAGAAGCGCGUCAAGAUACAGCACAGAACGAAGCGUGAGCACAGUGACAGCGGACGAUCGUGUUAACGAUAUAGGGAAUUCGCGUGAAGUAACUCAAACUGCUGCGGAUGAGCUUGAAGCGGGACCUCAACAAAUCUCGUUGCUAUACACAAACCCGGUAGAAUAUCUGCGAAGAAAGCAAAACCUGGCAACAUCUACCAAGAGUUCGCCAGUCAAAAGUACAGCCUCUACCACACGAUCGAGCGAAAGCUUUACAAAGGCACCGGUAAAGCACGUGGGACGUAAAGUGUCGUUACCUACCACUACAAGACCUCCGGUGGCAAGAGUAACCGGUAGUAAAAGUAGUUCCAGUAACGGGUUGAAACGGCUCUCAUCUUAUUCGUCCAUUCGGUCCAAUAAAAAACCUGCUGUAUAUACGCCGACAAUUCCCACGUUCACGACGCUUUCCACGGUAAAGGUUAUCCCCGAUGGUCAAAUUAUACAAAAGCCCGCUAACUCCAGCACAAAACUGCCAAGCCGCAUCGCUAGCCUAUCUUCCCACUCCACCACCGCUGCACUAGCUAACGAAAUCGAUAUCGACGACGAUGACGAUGCCGGUGCCGAUGAUGAUGGCAGUAGUAGAGUCGCGAUCAAGUCCACCGACCGUCAGUACGAUCGGGAAGACGCGGAAGAUUACGUCGAAAAUGAGCUGCAGCUGGAGGAGGCCCAACGCAAGCUGUCGGCGGCAGCGAUCGGCGGAGCGAAACGGUCGAGCGGGGGCACCGAAAAACAGAUCGCUCCCGUGUCGUCCGGUUUGAUGCAGAGCCACAUCGACAUCGACACACCGGGCCAUCGGGUGCAGGACGUGCCGUCCGCCGUGACCGUGUCCAUAUUCAGCGCACUGUCCGAGAUCCUUUCGCAACCUACCGAAAGUUUACAAUUUUUGUCCUCCAGCACCGAUGCACCCACUUCUACGUCUGCAUCUUCAACAAGCACCACUUCAACUUCUACCACAACCACCACCACUACCACUACCACUACCACCACCACCACCACCACCACUACGACUCCGCCUCCUCCAUCACCAGAAUCGUCUUUACUUUCUAGCAAGAGCAACGACAAGGUACUGGAAAUGGUGGGCAUCCGUUCUGCCUUUGCUUCCGACGUACCGCCUGUGAGCGCGGGCGAUACGUUUGUACAUACUGCUAUCAGCUAUCUGGCCCCAGCUACCGAUAACCCGAAUGUAAAUAAAACCGAUCUAACCAUUGCAAGCACACGGAUCGCGGAGGGGAACGUGACGAUUAGGCAACACGCGUUAGCAAGUUCGGGAGAGACCGCAUCGACACAGGCGACGCCCGGGUCGUCCGAGCUGGAAGCAGAAACGAACUGCGAUCACUGCGCGGAAAACGAUAUCGAAAACCGAAUUCUCGCGGAUGCGUUCCCUUGGGAGGAUGAGGACCGAUCGCUGGUGGGCAGCACGGUUAGUGAGUCGUUUCUUGCUACUGCGCCCACCGUGCCCGCCGGCUCAUCGUUCGACGCUCGUGUCCUGCUGAAGGGUACCGCUGCUGAUGCUGAUGCUGAUGUUGUUCCUUUAUCCAUUACACAGAGACCGUUAGUGCGUGCAGCAGAAACGGAAGCGAUGGAGACUGUGACAGCGACACCGACAUCGACGCCGACUACUACUACUACUACCACACCACUGCUCACGACCGCGAAUGCGAUCGAAGAACGGGACCUCCCGGAAAUGACUACCACUGUGCCAACCAUCCCUACAACCAGCGCUGCAGACCGUGCUGAAUCCGUGUUUAUUGUAACCGCUUCAAAUAACGAUGGCUUACUAAUAGACGAUGCUUCUGCUUCGACCACGACCUCAUUUUCGGAACACCUUACCACAACUCCUUACUACAAACCCACCUUUCCAACACAUUCCUCGACCACUGAACAAACCACCGCAACCGAUGUGAGCGACCUUAUGGAUGGUACCACCACCAUCACCACCACCGAUUUAGCCAAAAUUGGAACCGAACCGUCGUCGUCCGAAUCCGUCCACACUGCUUCGACAACCGUAGUUGCUUACACUAAUCAUAGUUCCACAUCCGGCGAGCUCGGCAAUGCUCCGGUGGUAGAUCCACGCCGCCCAUCGACCAGUAGUAGUACACCAUCCAUCAUCACUCCCAUCAUCACCCCAAUCGCUUCCACCACCACUACAUCUACCACCACCACCACCACAACCACCACUGGUUCGAAUCAGACGAGCUCCACCGCAUACGUUACGUCACCACCAAUGACCGUAAGUAAGACACUUCACUCUUUCCCAUCCGUUUCCGAUCUGCUGGCUCGGCUCGGUUUUGCCAAAUCUCUCGAAACUACCACCGACGCGUACCGACCGAGAUUCAAAAUGCGCAUACCGGUCCGGCCAAUUGGUUUCCAAGAUCCGGCGCCCUCUCGCAAUAGAACUUCGCUUGCCUCGUACACGACUAUGACACUGUCGAGCACCACCGACACUACCGUUCGGGACAAACCGAUGGCGAGGUCCUCUACUCCCGUAACGUCCUCUAGCACCACUACCACCACCACCACGUCCACUGCUACCACCGCUAGUCCUGUGGCGAGCACACCCCAUCCGGACAGGAAACGAUCGCGCGGGAUCGUCGUGUACGGCAUUCUGCCAAACAAUACCGUCAUACGGCGGGUUAUCGGUGGGGACGAUGAUGAGGAUGUACAGACGACGACGGAGAACGUGCGGAUCGUGUAUGGGAUCUUUCCGAACGGGACGGUGGCAAAACGCUACCCGAACGGUACGAUCGUGCCCGAGGUGAAGCGCCACAAGCACCCGGUGGAAGUGACCAACAUCGAUCCGCGUGAGCUGCGCAACCCCAACAGUGCCAUCUAUCGCACCACGGAACUUCCGCCACUAUUACGAUCCUUGGGUAGCACCACCAUCAGCACUACCACAUUCACCAAGCCAACUGUCCCAAGCACCACCAGUAUUAGCAGCACCACGGCGAAGAGUCCGGUUGUCAAUAGUACCACUACCACUACUACUACCUCUACUACUACUACCGAUCUACCUUCUAGUACCACUUUUUCUACCACAAUGAACCAACCCACGGGUACGACGACUAUUAUCGAAAUAUUGCGCAAGUACAACGAAGAGAACCAGCUGGAUGCGAAGGUGAAGUCGGACAAUGUUUUCAGUUUGGCUGGAGGCAAAGCUAAACCAACAAACAGGACGAACGGACUUACGGGGCCGGUUACCACACAAGUUUCUUCGAUGGAAAGUUCAACUAUUGGCGGAGUUCAUGAAGACGUGCGUGUCUCACGGCCCAACGCACCGGACCUGGUGUAUCGAUGGAAACCGAUCGUGACGACCAGUAACGAAUUGAUUCCUACUACCACCAGCGAGGCAUCGUUCACUACCGGAUCCGCCACACCGAGUGUGUCCGAGAAUACCGUCCCGGAUAUGGUCGGUGUUGGAAAGGGAAACUUUGGUUCGGAAGGAUUACAGUUGGACAGCGCCGAGGACGCGUUCACUCUGCCCAAUAGCGACCAAAAUAGUGACGAGCUAACGCUGGAGAAAGUUAGCGAUUUAGGUGCUAAGAUUGAAGGGAUUUUGUCUCCCAUUUCCGAGCUUAACCUGCUUUCGACGUCAAGCGCACAGUCUCCGGUGGAUGACACUACUUUAUCAACCACUGGGAGGUCAAUGAUCAGCUCGAUUGUUGAGAGCACAGUACCGUUCCAAUGGCCAACCAGCCCACCACCACCAACAACAACACUCCGGGCACCUAUUACUAGCACCACUUCUAGCUCCACAAGCAGCAGCAGUAGCACCACAACGACAACCACCACAACGGCGUCUCCUGUGACCAGGACCACUGCGAUCCCAGCGACAACUAGAAGUACGACACGCAGCAAACCGACCGCUGUCGUGUAUCCUUCCACUACACAAAGAACUCGCACGACGACGUUCUCGGAUGCGGAUGAUUUAGCUUUCUUGCGUCAAUUGGCAAGAUUCUUGAACGGAGGACAAUCGUCUAACAACAAUGGUAGAAAAACGACCAAAAAACCUACAACAACUACCACUACCACUACAACGACUUCUACCACUACUACUACUACUACAACGCCAAAACCUACCACGACCACGACCACUACUACCACCACCAGCAGCACGACCACACCCAACCCCACAACGACGCCCGGCCUAAGCACCGUCAUCAUUGAUAAGGAUGAUCCAGCCUUUCUGAACGACGUGCGUAAAUUGCCCAACUUUGCCACACCGAAUCCCCUCGUCGAUACGCCGCUGGCUAACCGAAUCCUGCAGCUAGCGAUACAGCGCGAUCCCAAGAGCAUUGCGCGAUUGCCCUUGAAAACGGGCAACGAGUUUCCAUCGUACGAGAAGCCACCGCCGCCACGGGCCACCGAGAGUCAGCCGAAAGAAAUGGCCAAACCCACCGUUGCCACCCUGUCGCCGGAGGAAAUAGAGCACACGAAGAAGCAGCUGGACCGGGAGGUGCAGCAGUACAACAAUGAUUUGAAACUUCUCUCGAAUCUGCUGGGACGGCCCAUUACGGAGAAAGAUAUACCGAGCCUUACCAAGCAGCUUGGAACAGGUGGCUCCGGCCCAUUGUUCGCGAAUGCUGGACUUUCGGGGGUGCGCGCGCCAACGACGAGGCCGCCGACGACGACGACGACGACGAAGACGACCACCACCACCACGCGCAGACCAACCUCUACGGCUGACGGUGAGCUGUUGAAGCAGCUGCUUCUUACCCAGCAACAGCAGCACAAUAGCAGCCCGGCAGUUAUCGAGCGGCCAGAGUUUUACGGUAAAACUAAUGAAGCAAUUUUGGCCGCCGUACUGAAGCAGCGCGGCAUAGGGCCGGCCAACACGAACGGAAACAUCGAGGACAUUUUGGCGCAAAUAUCGCCCGGCGUACGGACGCAGCCUACACUGCCGCCGAUAGUCAUCACAACACCGCGACCCACGCCAAGACGCGUGCGUCCUCCCCAGCCACCACCGUUACGCUCACAAAGCCCAAUCCUGGAUGGGUUGAGCUGGCUGUGGCGCGAGUGGCAGGCGACAGCUCCGCAGCCACGUAAUCGCGUUCCCGGCGCUGGAGCUAGCGCUACUCCAAACGCCGUCCGUGUGGGAACGUUUGGAUUGAGCGGCGGCGCUGGCGUUGGCGGUGGUGGAGGACGUACGGCUUCCCUAACCCAAUCGUACAGCGAUGAAGGACUAGACCCGGACGCGAAACCAAUCAACCCCAGCGUGACGGAGGAGCCGGCUUCCUUGUUCGGCGGGUUUGGCAUCAAUCCCGGAGGACAACUGUUGAAUGCUGCGAUCGGUGUGACUCGUGCCGUAUCGCAGUUUCUGGGCGUAGCGCUACAGGGAGCAGCCAAAUCGUUUACUUCCGCCUUUCGGCCACAACCGCUCGGCGCCGGCGAACCGACGGCGGCGGACGACCUGAGCUACUACCGGUACAGUGGGAGAUAGUAAUGACUCAGACGAAGAUUUGCGGAAGAAUGCUACGCUACGCAAAAGAACUCUGCCCAACUUCCUAUAGACAGACAAUUGGGAUCGAUACCGGAUACCGGUCGGAUUCUUGGCGCAGCACAUCCGAUGUAAAUAGCUUUUCGCAGGGGGAAAGCUGGAAAAAAUUUAAUUAAAAAUAAUGCCCGGUGAAUGAAUGCAAUCGUUUUCCGGUUUCGCCGGUAACAAUUCAAUUAACAUGCGGUAGAUGAGUAUAAGAUGCGUACCUCACUAGUUUCAGGUUAGGAGUAGUCAAUAGCGUUAAAGCGGCAUAAACUACCUUUUAAAUAGACUCGUCGGGCAGGUGUAAUGUAGAACGCUCAUACUUGUGGUUAAAAGGGCGCAGACGGCCUUGUGCGCUCAUAAUUGAUAAGACUGUAUCUUGUGAAAAUUGUAGUUACUCGUUACUCGUUGCUGUGUGUGUGUAGUUUUCUAUUUAUUUUAUUUUCUCAGGCGGAUUCGUUGCGGUCCUUCCUGCGGUAAGGACCUGGGCACAUAUGAGUUUAGAUAAUUGUGUUCGUCGGGGAGGGGAAGCUUAACAGUAAAUUGCUCAAAUCUUUGUUCGUUUAACGUUCGCAAAAGCUUUCAUAAAAUGUAAAACCGAUGAGCGAACUUGCGCAAAAGGGUGAUUGUGUGCCAUUUCCGUGGAUAAGCUUCGGAGACGGCAUCGGUAGAUAGGUGGGUCGUAGUUUAUAGGAUGCAUCAAACUCUCGACGGGUUCUCUCUAUCUCUCUAACUACAGCAGAAUGCAACGAAUGUAAUUUCUACAGGGAAGCAUCGUCUUUAAGAGGAAGAUACGCGUAGGCACAUUCAAUUCAAUUGUACAUAAAUAUAUAAAAACGCAUCUGAUAUAAUAAAUAUCCGUUUAAAAUUUAUUGUCUACGCUCUUUUGUUUCUAGCACUUGAUGUGUGUUUUUUACUCUUAUUCUAGCUUCUUAAUUAACGACCUAAGUACACUUAACGGGAUUCAACCCACAUAAUUGAAUUGUUGAAUCAUUAGGGGGAAUGUUUCGAAUAGAUUGUGGAAUAUUGCGCCCAUGUUGUGGAAUUUUCCAAUCAACUGUUUUCCAAGGAAGUAGCUACUAAUUUGAAAUUUUAUACCUUAUUUUUGCAUUUAUCUAUUUACUUUCUUGUUUUGUAUGCCACGUGGGUUUAACAAAAAAUGAAUUCUUAGCCUAAACAUCAGUGUGCUAAGUAGCGCUAGCGCUUGUAGGAAGGGCCAUUCUGGCUAUGGCGUGAACCACGAGUUGGAAUAAGGAGCUGAGGUCUGUCUCGUGGACGUCGGGAGUGCAGGAGCAUCAAAUUCAUUCGAGAAUAGUUCAGCGAUUAAAAAGCAAUCGUUUCAAUACCAAGUAGUCGACAGCGAUGAGAGUAAGGGGGGCCGAAACUACAGCAGCAUAUUCCAAUAUUGCUCGAACCCGGCAGCAGUGUAGUGAUUUGAGACAUAGAGGAUCGCAAAUUUCAGAGGACAGGCGGAUAAUAAAUCCAAGACUUUUAUUUGCUUUAUUGAGCGUGAGCGUGCUAUUUGAUCGCUAAAAGACAGUUUGUCGUCAAGCCAAACCCCAAGAUACCUAGUAUUAUUACCUCUACUCAAUCUGGUUCUGCAAAAGAAAUGGUCCCACAGUACUAGGGAAGACAAACGAUCAAACGAUGUAACACAAUACUUAUCGAAAGAUUGAAGAUUGACGAAUAUUAACACAGCCAUUUAUGGACAAGGAAAUUGGAAGCGCCCUUGAGGAACCCCAGGCGAAGCUUCAAAGGCUUCAGAAAGAGAGUUCUCCUCUCUUACUCUAUAGUUUCGCCCAAAAAAUAUGAACUCAACCAAGAAAGUAGUUGGAUCUCUAAUACCAAGUUUGGAUGAUUUCAUAAUCAACGUCCAAUUCAAAAACAUCAAAGACAUGAGGUUAGUGGACUUGGACGAUCGAUUUGGCAUAAAGCCAUGCUGAUGCAGGGAGGUUACGCUUAGUAUACGAGACAAGACAGAGGAAUGAAGGAGCGACUAGAAACAUUUGUAGCAGAACAGGGGAAGCGAACAAUUAAACCCGCCUGGAAGUGGUGUAUGUAAAGCUUGACAGCGAGCUUCCACAAUCUAUUUGAAACAUUCCCCUUGAAUGAUAUACGGUGGUCUAGUAUUUCUAAGCACAAUUUGAAAUUACCACCAUGAGCUUAACGAUUAAACGAUUCAAAUUUUUAUUUGAAUUUUCUAUGAUCUAUAACACUCUACUCGAUUUUGAAGUGACUUUUCCUCCGGGUUUCAUUUAAGUGUCAUUUAAGCGUACGCCAAUGAGAGGACUUAUGAUCGACCUUAGACUGUUGUUUUAAUGAUUUUGAAUGUAUUUUUUCCAAUCUUUUUCAAAAGUCUGUAUGAAAUCUAUUGCCUUCAUGUGGCAAGCAAGCAUUUGUCAGGGCCCAAAACUAUUCUUGGGGGUUCUCUGUAUUUUGGCCAAAUCUCGCAUGGAAGCACUCAUUUUACGCAUAGAAAACUAAAACUUUUUUCCAUGUUUUGGUUCACAUUUACACAGAUUUACGUCCAGAUUCUUUUCUUGUCUUGAAAGCUAGACUCCUCGCUGUACUUGCGAAUCACCGUAAGAACUACUCCUGGUAGGACAGUUUGAUUUAAGUAUCAAAGCACACUAACUGAUCAUUUCUUUUAACGUCAUAUGUGAAAUUGUGCUUAGACUUUCUGGAACACCGACUACAACAAUGCCAUUAUGUGGAUAGAAACUCCUAUAUCCCAUUACGAUCUAAACUCUCCUACCCGCAACGCCGAUCUAUCCAUAACAACUUAAAUUUUACAUCAUAUUAGUACACGUGACGAUUGGCGGGGAUUUUUAA
This is a messenger RNA of Anopheles stephensi (Asian malaria mosquito), 10431 nucleotides long. RefSeq names its product mucin-22-like. Lineage: Eukaryota; Metazoa; Arthropoda; Insecta; Diptera; Culicidae. The coding region runs from base 535 to 7560 and encodes 2341 amino acids. The transcript has 12 exons. The record is from RefSeq and is a predicted model, not a curated record.